Macrobrachium nipponense is the source of this 943-nucleotide messenger RNA. RefSeq lists its product as uncharacterized. Lineage: Eukaryota; Metazoa; Arthropoda; Malacostraca; Decapoda; Palaemonidae. The transcript has 2 exons. The coding region runs from base 7 to 861 and encodes 284 amino acids. The record is from RefSeq and is a predicted model, not a curated record.
GCCACCAUGGCAAGCUCUUGCGGCAGUGAUUUCUUGAGUGACUUCAUAGAAAUUUAUCGAAAUGAGCCAUGUUUGUGGUUCAUUAAAUCUAAGGAUUAUUCAAACAGAGAAGUGAAAAAUGCAGCAUAUGGUAAAUUAGUAAAUAAACUUCAAGAAAUUGAUCCUAGUGCUAAUAAAGAUACUGUUGUUAAGAAAAUAAACAACUUGAGGAGCUCAUACAAUAAAGAGCUGAAAAAAGUGCAAGCGUCUAAAAGUUCGGGGAGCGGUUCAGACUCCAUUUAUACGCCAAAACUCUCAUAUUUUCAUCUGAUGCAUUUCAUCAAAGACCAAAAUGUGGAAUGUGAACCAUCUGUUUCAAACAUGAGCCUUAAUACACAGGAAAUCAAUGAAGAGCAAUCUCAAGAAGACGAUCUUACUGAAGAGAGGGAAACCCAACAUGAGGAUGAUUCAUCGCUACUGCCUUCACGGCAGACUACAUCAGUCCUACCGGCACCACCAAAAAGGCGCAGAUCGGUUCAAGGCAAAGCUGAUCACGUUUUGGACCUUGUAGCAAAAAGGCUGGAAGCACCUCCAAAUUCGGAAUAUGAUGUGUUUGGUAUGUAUGUGGCUAAAACGUUACAAAGCUUGCAUUUAGCAAACCCGGGGAUGUAUCCGGUUGUUAAAAAGCUAAUAAAUGACGCUAUCUUCGAGGGUGAAAUGGGCACAUUGACGCCCUAUUCACGAAUUGCCCAAAACCAAGCUCCAUCUCUAUCUAGCACUCCUGUACCUACUCCAAGCCCAAGUCACUACCAAGCUCCAUCUCUGUCUAGCACUCCUGUACCUACUCCAAGCCCAAGUGCGGAUUACAAUGAUGAGACAUGAUAUUCUCCAAAUGUAAUGUAGGUACACAUGUACAUUUAUGAACCUUGGAUACUCUGGAAUAAAGUUUGAAACUUCUUUAUUU